Messenger RNA from Protomyces lactucae-debilis, 513 nucleotides. RefSeq lists its product as uncharacterized. The coding region runs from base 52 to 459 and encodes 135 amino acids. The record is from RefSeq and is a predicted model, not a curated record. Lineage: Eukaryota; Fungi; Ascomycota; Taphrinomycetes; Taphrinales; Protomycetaceae. The transcript has a single exon.
CGACUCGAGAAAAAACCUGUAGACUAGACCGACCAGACAGACUGUCUAGACAUGGCAUCGAGGCUCACUUGGAAGAGCCAUGUGGACAAUACUGUCCAGUUCGUGCUAUGGGCUAGCUUCGGCUCAGCAGCCAUCCACCUCAUCAACAUCAAGCAAGCCUAUGCAGAAAAAGAGCGCAAGCUGGACACAAAGAUUGGCAUCCUACGCAAUGUGAUUGACCGAAUUGGCAAGGGAGAGCAGGUGGAUGUAGGGAGGGAGCUCAAGGUCGGCAAGACGGAGGAGGAGCGAGAAUGGGAAGAGAUGAUGGGUGCCUUUAGAGACGAUGCAGACAAGACGCUUCAACGGCCUGCUACAGAUGCGCCUGCUGUGCAGGAUGCUAAUCUUGAUGCAAAGAGUUCACAGCCUGAUCCAGCUUGCCAGCCUGUUCAAGCGCAGCGAGGACGCUUCUGGGCCUCCUGAACAAACAAGGUCUAGGAGUCUUUUGCUAAUUAAAAGAUCCAGCAAAGCCAAAGC